This is a messenger RNA of Vespa mandarinia (Asian giant hornet), 6849 nucleotides long. RefSeq lists its product as uncharacterized. The record is from RefSeq and is a predicted model, not a curated record. Lineage: Eukaryota; Metazoa; Arthropoda; Insecta; Hymenoptera; Vespidae.
AGUUGCGCCACUCGGCCGUGGUGUUCACGUGCCGCUGCUAGCUCCGACGAUCUAUGUUACUUCAAGAUCUAACAAUUAUCAAUCUCUAUAUUAAAUAAUUCCUUUAAGUAAAGAAUACAAUCAUAACCGGGCUGUGUCAUCAUCCUGCUGUGUCUAUCCGGUAAAGUUUCAAGAGACAAGGGGAGAAGAGGGAACAGAGGGUGUCGGUACGCGCUCAAUGUCCUCCUUCGCGGACAUUCGCCUCAAGAAUGUCUAAUGAAAAUGCAGCAGUUUGCGGUUGCGGUAUAACCGUGGAUGUGUCCAGAAGAAAAGUACCUAUAUGGAGGCAUAGCAAGUCCGAUGGUCGAAGCUCGAAAAAACAGCAAAACGAUGGCCGUGGAUCGAAAAAUAGAAAUUCUGAAACUGGAAGCACUAGUACUGUGACCGACCAUGCGAAGCCAAUGACAAAGAGUAGUAAACAGGAAAAACGUUUCAAUCGCCCGAGGAGGAGUGUAAGCGCUGGACCCGUCAUACCUGACUACACAUAUAUAAAUCCGAAUUCAAACAUACUCAAUGGACCGAUUCGUGAAACCAUAUCUGAGGCUCUCUACGUGACUAUACCGGAUACACCAAAUGCAAUGGCCAACGAUACCGGAAAUAGUCUAACGAAUUCGCAAAACCGAUCGCCACCUGUCUAUACCAUCCCUUCAAUGACUUCACCUCCGCCUACGUAUGAUGCCACCGUCGCAAAAUCAUGGCAGUCUGGUUUGCCACCUACGUACGAAGAAUACUUAUGUCACGAAUACGAGAUGAUACCGCGCUCACAUACACCUCCGCCGCCUUGGUCGGAUUCAACGACGAAUUCGUCAUCGACAAGGCCAUCCUCUUCAGUUAUCCGAACACGUCGCGAGCUUGGUGAGUAUUUUGCACAGCUGACGAUGUCCCAGAACAACGAGUAUGUUCCUCUUUAUCAAGCUCAGCAGCAUCAACAACAGCAACAACACUCUGGUACUGUCCAUCGGGAUAUUGGUGGUUACCUCACGAAUAAGCAAGUCUGCAGGGAACAGCAGAUCAGAGCGCAACAACGAACACGACCGAUGCCUCCCAGGUCGCAGAGCGAGAGUCGAGCGCAACAGCAAAGAAUCGCAACGAUGUACGAAGAUGGUGCUUUUUGCAUGGAAACAACGGCACUAACAUCGAUGUUCGAGCAUGGAGUAGCUUUUUGUAGCCUAAUGUAAGAGAAGACUUUCAAACGGAAACCUGUUACAAGACCAAAAGUCUCGAACGUAAUUUUUACUCUUCGAGAUGACGAAGAUUCAAAGACAUAAGUAUAAAAAAAAUUCAUAAUUGUUCUUAUCAUUGAGUUAUAUUAAUGAAUGUCUAUCAUUGAUCUAUCGAUCGAUCAAUUACUUUCUAAAAUCGCCUAUAAUGAAGAAAGAAAAAACAGAACAGUAUUUUCAUUCGGAAUAACGUUCAAUAAUGUUAAACAGAAAGUCACUUAUUUUUCUGAAUUAUUCGAGGAUAUAAUGUAUUUUGUUCUUUGAUUUUCUAACUAGGUAACAAUGAUUGACAUAUAAAAAAUAUAUUCGUACAACAUAUAGAAGAUCCCAGACAAAAAUGUCUAUACAUAUUGUAUAUUAUUAAGUAUUUCAAUACGAGUUAUAAAAAAGUAUUUAUUGUGUAUAUGCAUGCUCAUAUUUAUAUGUGUAGAUUAGUUUUUAAAUAAGUGUACAUUAUUUUUUAUUAGUUUCGUCUAUUACAUUCCUAACAUCAGGUUUCAACUCUAAUAUAAAUCACCAAUAAAAACGAGCGUUUUUAUAAAUGCGAUGUAAUAGAUAGUAAAGCACGAAAAACGGUCUAGGAAGCUCUCAAUAUUCGCUCUAUGCCACAUCUUACAAAUAUAUAUAUAUAUAUAUAUAUAUAUAUAUAUAUACACGUAUGUAAGAAUGUGGCCCAAUUUGUUCAAAUCGAUAAACAUUAUAUUUUAUGUACUUUAAACUUCUGUGACUACUUUAGUGUACUUUAAAUAAUAGGAAUGAUAAAAGUAAUAACUUAAAAAAAUCGAUGUUGUUACCUAGUUACGUGCGUACAUUUUAUCGUAAAAAUUUUUUAUCAUACAUUCUUUAUCGUACGCUGAAGGAUUUAUAUCGUACAACACUAUUUAUUUCCUUUCCAAAAUUUAUUUGUUUAUACUGCUUCUCUCUUAUAUGUUCUUUUUUUUUCUUUGUAUAAAACUUUCGCAGAUCGAAAUCAAAACGUCGCAACAACAAUUAUCAAUAUUUAUCUUGGUUCAUUUUUCGAACCGAUAUUGAAUAAACACGUUCGUAUUCAUUUUUAAUACUUCAAAUUAAAAAAAAAAAGAAAAGAAAAUUAGUACUAAUCUCUGAAAUGAUAAUAUUCUGUGUUCACUAUAAAAUAGAAACCUUUAGAUUAAAAAUGGUAGGCGACGACGUUUUACUGGUGUUCUAAUAAUCUUAUUACUUUUUCACUUUCCCUUUUAAUUCGUUUGUUCAUGAUCGUGGAAAGUCGGUGACGAGUAAUAUUUACGGAAAAAAGAGGAGAGAAAAAAAUGAGAGAGAUAGAAAAAAUUUUCAGUUCGUCUACAUUCCUUCUUAUUAUACACACACACAUAUAUAUAUAUAUUUAUUUAUUACGUUAAUUAUAUUAUACUAUGCAUAUAUAUAUAUAUAUAUAUAUAUAUAUAUAUAUAGCAAUUCUGAUUUCGCCCAACGAAAAAAUCGAUACGAGAUAGCUGAGUUUUUGCUAAAAUCUAUUUAAUAAACCGGGGAAGCUUUCAAAUCGAUUCCGGAAUAAAAAUCUGUAAUCUUUUCAUCAUUAAUGAGAAUAGUCUCUAAUCAGAUUAUAAAAAAUAAAUACUCGAUAAGAAUACGUAUAUGUGUGUGCAACGUAUAUCAUAAGAGUAUAAGAAAUAAUAAACGUUCUAUGAAAUGAAUAAUAUUAAUGUGUAGCUUUAUCGAAUUGGCAUAUAAAAAACAGAAAGUAGCAAUGUAAAAAUCAAUGUUGAUGUUGUGUUAUACGUAGAAAUAGUGCAUUUCACAAUUAUAGAAUUCGUGAAAACAAUUCGAGGAAGGAAAUAUGAAAGAUAAAAGAUUGUUGCCGUGUAUAUUGAAUUAUUUAAUCGAUUAGAUACCGUUAAAGGUGCGAAAAAAAAGAAUGUUGAUAUCUUGCAAGUUUAAAAAUGAUUAAAGAAAUGUAAAUUAUUAUAAUGAUCACGUACUAUAUAUUCUUACGAUCGAUCAUUUGUCAUAUAAUGAUCGUAAAAAUAAAAAAUAAAAAAUAAUAAAAAUAAUUAUUAUCUUACUUUCGUAGAAUCUGAUAUCUAUAUGACUAAUCAAUUAGAAAAUAAUCGAUCAAAGUUAAAAUGAAAAAUCUAAAUUAUUCAUCACCCUACAAUUUCACGACAGAUAUAAAAUUUCUUUUUAUCCCUGAAUAUAUCUAGACCCGUGCAAUGCCGAUAAUUCUUCAACGUUCUUAAAGACCAUUAAUUUUAAUAAGUAUAAUAAUUAGAUAUUAUUAUACUUAUUAUCAUAUCGUAUGUACGUAAAACUAAGUAAAAUUAUUUUUCUGGUUCGAUUUUUCGAUUUGUCACACGCGUGACGUUCAUUAAAUUUGGUCUUCUUUCUUUUGCUUUUACGAUAUCGAUGAUGAUACCUUAAAAAUAUAUUCACAAAAAUUAAUAAAUACGUAUAAAUCAUUAGAAAUAUAUAACAAUGCUUCAAAUAUAUUAUCGAAAAGUAUAUCUACAGAUAAUACCAUUUUGCGAUUCGAUUAUUACGAUUGAUCGUGUCAUGUCUAAACGCACACUAAGUAUAACCGCUCUGUUUCAUGAGACGAUGUGCGUGAAUUAUUUUUAAAAGAGGCGAACUUGUUACUGAAUAUAAAUACACGAAUAUUAUAAUUUUAUUUAUAAUUAUAAUAAGAAUAAGAAAAAUAAUAGUAAUAGCAUUAAUAAUAAGUAUAAUAAUAGUAAUAAUAAUAACAAUAAUAGUAAUAAUAGUAAUAAUAAUACUAAUAAUAAUAAUCAAGAACUAGCACUAAAAUAUCAACUUAUAAAAACGCACACAAACUAUCGUAUUAUAAAUGCAAAUCUGAACAUAUGCUUGAAAACGAAGAAUACAAACCAUACUGAUACAAGACAAUUCAAAAAAGCAGCAAUUAACAGUAUAAUAAUAAAUAAUAUAGCGGGCAUCACAUUAAUUAAUAAAAAAAAAGAUAAACUCUGCAAAUGACGCAAAUGACACAUAAAAGUAACAUUUAAGAAAAAAAUGACAAAAUACACACGGACGAUCUUAGGGUUGAACAAAAGCAAACAUCUAAAAAGUCAUUAUUGCUGUUGAAAACAACAGCAAUAGUACGGGAUUAUAGUAAAGUGAUGAGGAGAAUUGCGAGAUUAAUAGAGCGAUAUUGUGUAUGUUUGUAGUCAAGAGAAAAGCAACGAGAAACUAAAUAUUAUAGCGUACUAUGUUUCUUCGAUAUGUCAAAUGUCAUUGUCAAAGCUUCUAAAGUUUUAUGCUUACUAUUAAUAUAAAAAAUAUAAUUAUAUUAAAUAUUAAAAAUUAUAUUAAAAAUUGUAUUAAAAAUUAUUAAUUUAUUUAAUGUUUAUAUUAAAAAUUACUGCAAUGUUUUAACAUAGUAUUUUUUUUCACUGUUGAAAAAUACUUCGUUCUUAUCAGGGAAAUUCCCGUGGCUAGCUAAAUGCCCUCGAGCGCGGUUAUCUCUGCUAACAGAAACGAACAUUUUUCUUUUUAGUUGCAUCGCUAGUGGACAUCGCCUUCCUCAUGAUUCUCUUCAAUACUUUAUUAUUAUAAACACUUUAUUAUAAACACAGAAAUAUAUUGGUUUCAUUUUAUCGUGUUGUUCAUUUUCAUAGUUAAAAAAAUUAGAAAAAGCAGUUGUAAAGUGUAAGUAAAGAUGUGAGACAUUUGUGAUGACGAUGAUAAUAAUAAUACAUAAUAAUAAUAAUAAAUCCAAGAAAAUUUCAAUAUUCAGUGCAUGAGUAUACAUAUAUAUAUAUAUAUAUAUAUAUAUAUAUAUAUAUAUAUAUAUAUAUAUUUAUUUAUGAAGAAAAACCCAGAACUGCCAAGAGCGCAAAAGUUCUAAAAGUUUUUAAAUCUCUUCUCUAAAUUUCAGGACUUUUAACUAUGAAAGUUGAUGUUUCGAUUAUCGAAAAAAAAAUACUAUAUAUCAACGUAUAACUGUAUUAUUCGAGCUCAUAAUACUUGUUCAAAAGUACAUUGAAAGAAGUAAUUAUAAUAAAUGUAGUAGAAAGAAAUCGCAUGCUUUAUGAUAAAAAAAAGAAAAAAGGAAAAUAACAAAUAAUAAUUAAUAAUAAUCGUUAAUCUUGAAUGAUGAAAAUCGUGUAAACGAAUCAUUCUGUCGAUUGCUGUGAACGUGAUUAUUAUAAUCGCAUUGUUCACGACGUCCACAUACACCGGAAAAUAGAAGGUAUAAAUAUAGUUAUAUGUGUAUAUAUGUUUCAUGUGUCCAUUUUAUGACGAAUAAAUUAAUUUCUCGCAAAAUAAUACUACUUCAAAGUAAUCACGGAUAAUGUAUUUUGUAUAUAUUAAACAGAUAAACAUGUAAAAUGUUUUAAAUUAAUUUUACUAAUAUUUGUGAUUACGUUAUUCUUUUGUUCCAGUACGAUCAUUUCUUAAUACAGCUUUCUAAUAUUAUUGAUAAAUAUAAUUUCACGUUAUCAUUUAAACUAGUAACAUCAAUAUCACGUUACCAUUCGAAAAAUGUUACAUGAAAAAAAUAAGCUAUUUUACUUAAACAUUGUUUCUCUUAUCUUGUUUAACUUAAAAAAUUAAUCCGUUUCUGCAUUCAACUUUAAUUCUGUAUAUUUAUAAAAUUUAUGACAAUGACUGAUCAUUCAUUUGUGUAAUUAUUAAGCGGUCACUAUACUUGUAUUUUACAUUUAAUUUAUUUUUUAAUGAAGAUGUAUUUAAUGUUUAUAAUAUCGCCGCCAAUAAUACGUACGUAAAAAUAACAAAUUCAAUUAUCUCUAAGUUUUAAUGUCGGAGAAAAAUAUCCACGCUAAACGACUGGAAUUUAAUAAUUUUCGAUAUAAUAGAAUUAAUGGACAUCAAAAUCGCGUUCCCCGUAGAUCAUAUUUAUAUACGACUUAUUAAGCAAUUCGCAGUAGUUAAAUGAGUCAAUAAGAAAAAUUACUAUCUCUGAGCUGAGAUCACUUUAUGUGUGUACAUUUAAAUAUUGAAGAUAAAGAGACAGUGAGCGAGAGAGUGGGAGGGAGAGAGGAGAAUGAUGUUUGAAAUGAAAGUAUUUGUUUGAAACUUGAUGAUUGUCAAUUUAUUAUAAAUAUUCUUAACGAUAAACGCAUAUCGUCUCUCGAUCGAGCUUUAACAAAAUAAAGAAAAAAUUAAUUUAAUAGAAAAAUAGAGACGAAAGUAUCUACAUAGAUGUGUAUUUAUUUUCUUUUUCUUUAUAAAAAUUUUUCUUCAUACAAAUUAUAUAUCUUAAAGAAGAUAAAAGAUAAAAAAAGGAAGAUUUUAAUUGUAUUUCAAUUGAUAUAAAAUAAUACGACAUGUUCGAACGGAAAUUAAGUAUUUACGAAACAAUUAUCACAUAGUCUAUCGAUAUCGAUAAAAGUAGAAAGAUAGUAUAAAGUAUUUUCGAAAAAAGCGAACGACGUAUAGAGAUAUGGACUUUAGAUAUUCUUGUAUGCAUAGCGAUGAAUUAAACGUCAAAAUAAAUCCGAUUUGUAUUUAAGUUAUUUUAUUAUCUCUAUUAAGUCUAUAAUUCGCAUUUCGAAACUUUAAACGAAAUCAUUUUUUGUCGAUUGUAUAUCAAAUGUCAGAGAGGCAUAACUUUAUUAAAAAAAAAAAAAAA